Molecule: messenger RNA, 1858 nt
Organism: Panonychus citri (citrus red mite)
Lineage: Eukaryota; Metazoa; Arthropoda; Arachnida; Trombidiformes; Tetranychidae
Product: LIM/homeobox protein Lhx5-like
Exons: 4
Coding region: 509-1660 (383 amino acids)
Biological process (GO): neuron fate specification; axonogenesis; positive regulation of transcription by RNA polymerase II
Cellular component (GO): nucleus
Molecular function (GO): cis-regulatory region sequence-specific DNA binding; DNA-binding transcription factor activity, RNA polymerase II-specific
Source: RefSeq, a predicted model, not a curated record
UGGUAACUAGAAGCGCGAUUGAAACAAGUUGAUAGUUAGUUGAUUGUUGAAACUUUGGCACUGAGAGUUUAAAUUAACUUUCUCUCACUCUUUCCUUAAUUGUGACAUCUCAUUCACCACUCAUCAUCACCAUAAUCAUCACGACAAUAACAUCAACAUCAACAACAACAACAUCAACAACAUCAACAUCAGCAUCUUAGUUGAUCAAGUUUACCAUUAAAUGAGAGGAUCAUUUUUAAUUACCUGAGGUUUUGUUUUGUUUUUUUUUUACUUAAUAUGAUCAAAAUAAUUUAAGUGAAUCAGCUGAUUGUGUUAUUGGAUUUUUUUUGUUUACCUUCAUUUUUGUUUUGGUCUAAUUUUUUUUUACAUCAAAUCAGCUGAUACGUUGGUGUCAUUGUGUGUAUAUAUUUCAUCAUCAUAUUGAAUAUCGUCUCUGGGUCUACCAAAUCAUCAUCAUCAUCGUCAUCGUAUUGUUUUUUAUGGGCUUUGGUCCAUCAUCGUUAUCAUCAUGAAGAUGGUUUCCUGUGCAGGUUGUGAUCUACCCAUUAAAGACCGUUACCUGGACAAAAUACUGGACGUUACCUGGCACAUUCAUUGUGUCAUUUGUUUUGAUUGUAAAAGUUCAUUAACUGGUAAAUGUUACACUCGUGAUGGUAAAUUAUUUUGUAAACAAGAUUUUUUCAAACGCUUUGGUACCAAAUGCGCUGGAUGUGACCAAGGGAUUCUACCUGAAGAUUAUGUUCGAUGGGCUCGAAACAAAGUUUAUCAUAUUCCUUGUUUCACUUGUGUCGAUUGUCACAGAGAAUUGUCAACCGGAGAUACACUUUACAUAUUAGAUGAUGAUCGACUUCUCUGUAAAAGUGAUUACCUUACAUCGAGACAUCAUAGUCAAGCACUUGUUAAAGAUGAAUUAAUGCAACCUGACAUUAGUAUGACUCCUCCCGAUAGUAUGUCAAUGAGUCAAAGUGACCUAUCAUCUGUACCCACAUCAACAUCGGAAAGACUUACAUCAGACCAUUUGACACCCGAACUUCAAGCCUCGGCCCAACCACCAUCCCAACAGCAACAACAACAUCUUCAACUUGAUAACACCAAUCAUCCUUAUUUAUCUGAUUCAUCGACGACCACAUUGGUUACAACACCUAACGGAGAUGAAACAGUUCGACAUCGACGUGAUUCCUCAGUUAGAUCAGGUCACCAUCAUCAUAAUAAUAAUAAAUCAAAUUCAUCAUCUGAACAUAAACCAACAAGAGUGAGAACCGUUUUAAAUGAGAAGCAAUUGACGACACUUCGAUCGUGUUAUAAUGCCAAUCCAAGGCCGGACGCACUUCUUAAGGAGAGACUCGUCGAUAUGACCGGUCUUUCGGCUCGUGUGAUAAGAGUCUGGUUCCAGAAUAAACGUUGUAAAGAUAAAAAGAAACAAAUUAUGAUGAAACAAAUCCAACAACAAGAAAAGGAUGGAAGACAAUUACAGAGUAUCGCCAACAUGCAGGGUGUCCCACUGGUGGCAACCAGUCCAGUUCAACAUGAGAUUCCUCAUCCAAUAGAAGUUCAAAGUUAUCAUUCAUGGAAAACUUUUGUUGAUUAUAAUCAAAUUCAGACCAAUUUUGAUCCAGAUUCUGAUUCUCAUUCACACUCAGGUCAACAUUACGAUUUAUAAAUAAAAGAGCAAAAGUGUGUCUCUCUGUCUCUCUCUUUCUAACUUUCUCUCUCUAACUCUCUCUCUCUCAAAUGGACCAUGAUGAUUAUUUCAUCAUUCUCAUGAUUAUCAAAAACUCUGCUUUCUUUCUUCUCCAUGUAAACUUGAAACAGAAAAUUGUAAAAGAAAAAAAAACAAAAAUUCUACUAAGAGAAUCAA